GGUCGGCCGUAGAACAUAAGUAUGGCGGCUGUUGUAAGGAGGUCAGGCAACUUGUUCCUCAAGUACAGUAACUAUGUUCGCCACCGUGUUGUGUCUUCCAGAUCAAUGGCCUCAAAAGCACAAGUGGGAUUUAUUGGUCUGGGCAACAUGGGUAAUCCAAUGGCGAAGAAUCUCAUAAAGAAUGGCUAUCCCAUUAUUGCUUCAGAUAUCUUCCCAGAAUCAUGCAAGGAAAUACAGGAUUUAGGAGCACAGGUAAUUCAGUGGUCUUUAAUUUUGAUGAAUCAUGCUUAUUUUGCUGAUCCAAGGAACCUGGCAACCAAUUUGUAUUUGCACAGGUUCCAAAAGCAGCAGAGUCAGAAUAACCAGGGAAUCCCAGCAAUGGACACUGUGACAGGCAGGGCAGAGGAUAGUGAGAAUGGGGUCGUGGAAAGCUAUGAGCUCAUCCAGGAAGAACUUGAGCAUGGGAUGGUGGAAGGACGUGAAGGUGUCGGGGCAGCACGGGCUGGCAACCUCACUUUCAUGGUCGGGGGAUUGGAAGGAGAAUUUAAUGCAGCCAAAGAAUUGCUGAGCUGCAUGGGAAACAAUGUGGUUUACUGUGGAGAGGUUGGAACUGGACAGGCAGCAAAGCUCUGUAACAACAUGCUUCUAGCUAUUGCCAUGAUUGGAACUGCUGAAACAAUGAAUCUGGGAAUCAGGCUAGGGCUUGACCCGAAGCUUCUGACAAAAAUUGUGAAUAUGAGCUCAGGCCGAUGCUGGUCAAGCGAUACCUACAAUCCUGUACCGGGUGUGAUGGAUGGUGUCCCUUCCGCGAAUGAUUAUCAAGGUGGCUUUGCGGCAUCAUUAAUGGCGAAGGAUCUGGGAUUAGUACAAAACACAGCGACGAACACUAAAACCCCUGCUUUAUUAGGAUCAUUGUCUCAUCAGGUUUACAGGAUGAUGUGCGCAAGGGGCUAUGCUCAGAAAGACUUCUCUUCAGUGUUUCAGUUCCUGCGAGAAGAGGAGAAUAUUUAAACUUGACCAAUACCAAAAUGCAUCUUGAGAAAAUAGGCAUGGGACUGUCAGUGAGUGUUCAAGCAAGUUCAGUUGUCCGACAAAAAAAAAACAACAGGAUAAUUCUAUAGCCAUAAAUCAUGGUCCCAAAGUGGCUGCCUAGUUUCUUAGCAAACAGUUUGUGUAGUUGUGCACAUGAAUUCCCUGAUUUAACUGUGUGGAAUUAGAUAAUGAAAACAUUUUGAAACUGAAUUGCAAGCAAGAUGACGAAGACGUUUUGAGGCUGUUACACACUAUGUAGGUUUAUUGUAAUUUUAUGAGAAAUGAUAAGGAAGUUAGUUUUUGUUUUGAACUUCUUUACCCGUUACUUCACUAAAACAUAAAUUAUAAAUUUUCAUUUUAACUUUGAUUUGUUUACCUAAAUAAUACAUGGCAUAAAUAGAUGGCAACUAUUAUCUUUUCUUUACUAUUCAAUUAAUGUGAUUUUAAAUUGAAAUAAAAUUCUACUACUUAUGUA
Messenger RNA from Chiloscyllium plagiosum (whitespotted bambooshark), 1507 nucleotides. NCBI's taxonomy places the organism in Eukaryota, Metazoa, Chordata, Chondrichthyes, Orectolobiformes, Hemiscylliidae. The record is from RefSeq and is a predicted model, not a curated record.